CAACUCAUGGGAUGUAGUGGAGGCAGAGUCAGGUUCAACUUUGGGAAGGCGCUGUCCAAAGCCUCGGUGUUUUUCACCAUGGUCCUGAUCUUCACCUUCUUCUUCUACUGCCUCACCGGAUUCUGCGACUCGGCUCCGAGGACCCUGUACAGUCAGGGGGGUGCAGACAGGGACUAUGACGUUCUGGACGAUCAUCGCCGCGUACUGGACGACCUGCGACCAGCGCAGAACCGCUCUGACUCCGCGGACGCACGGAGGAUGGACGCGCCAACGGGACGUUUGCUCCCUCAGCGCGCACCGGACAGCGCGAAUGAAAGCGCGCAGAGCGGCGGCAUCCCCGUGUCCAAUACCUUCGGGACCAAAAGGUUUCCGCAGGCGAUUAUAAUCGGCGUGAAGAAAGGAGGGACCCGCGCACUGCUGGAGUUUCUCCGCAUCCACCCGGACGUGAGAGCGGUCGGUUCUGAGCCUCACUUCUUCGACAGGUUUUAUGAUAAAGGGCUGGAGUGGUACAGGAACCUGAUGCCUCGGACACUGGACGGACAGAUCACCAUGGAGAAAACGCCCAGCUACUUUGUCACGAAGGAGGCUCCCGGCCGUGUCUGCACCAUGAACUGCCAAACCAAGCUCAUUGUGGUGGUUAGGGAUCCUGUGACCCGGGCGGUGUCUGACUACACCCAGACACUGUCCAAGAACCCAGGCCUCCCAUCCUUCCAGAGCCUGGCCUUGAAAAACUCCUCCACAGGUCUGAUUGACACCACGUGGAGCGCCGUGCGCAUCGGCCUCUACGCUAAACAUCUGGAGAACUGGCUGCAGCACUUCCCCCUGUCUCAUUUUCUGUUUGUCAGUGGUGAGCGGUUGGUUAGCGAUCCGGCUGGGGAGAUGGGCCGGGUUCAAGACUUCCUGGGUCUGAAAAGGGUUGUUUCAGACAAACACUUCUACUUUAACCAGACCAAAGGUUUCCCCUGCUUGAAGAAGCCUGAGGGGAGCAGCAGACCUCGCUGCCUUGGAAAGUCAAAGGGCAGACCCCAUCCCCAGAUCCCCUCCGAGGUCCUCCAGAGACUGAGAGACUUCUACAGGCCCUUCAACCACCACUUCUACCAGAUAAGUGGACAAGACUUUGGGUGGGACUAACACAGGAGGAUGCAUUAUAUAGACAGCCUCUUACUUUUUGGAGGGACUGUUAAGGGCUAAUGUUCUCAGGUACGAUGUAGAGGAAUACAAAGUCUGGGACACUUCUUGGACCGUUCUGCCUCAGUGGAAUCGACAUGACAUGCAGCGCUCACAAAAUGUCAUGUUUUGUCGUAGAGUCGAAGAUGACAUGCGCACAGUGCUGCCAAUAUGCA
Molecule: messenger RNA, 1343 nt
Organism: Paralichthys olivaceus (Japanese flounder)
Lineage: Eukaryota; Metazoa; Chordata; Actinopteri; Pleuronectiformes; Paralichthyidae
Product: heparan sulfate glucosamine 3-O-sulfotransferase 6
Molecular function (GO): [heparan sulfate]-glucosamine 3-sulfotransferase activity
Source: RefSeq, a predicted model, not a curated record